CCUCCGCUGCCGUCUUGGGUCGAGGGGGGCAAACAUGGAGGCGGUGAUCGAGAAGGAAUGCAGCGCGCUCGGAGGGCUCUUCCAGACCACCAUCGGGGACAUGAAGGGAAGUUAUCCGAUUUGGGAGGACUUCAUCAACAAAGCAGGAAAGCUGCAGUCUCAGCUUAGGACAACUGUAGUAGCAGCAGCUGCCUUCUUGGAUGCGUUUCAGAAAGUGGCCGACAUGGCGACCAACACCCGUGGUGCUACCCGAGAAAUCGGCUCUGCUCUGACCAGAAUGUGCAUGCGGCACAGGAGCAUAGAGUCCAAACUCCGGCAGUUUUCAAGUGCUUUAAUUGACUGUCUGAUAAACCCACUUCAAGAGCAGAUGGAAGAAUGGAAGAAAGCUGUCAAUCAACUGGAUAAAGACCAUGCAAAAGAGUACAAAAAAGCUCGCCAGGAGAUAAAAAAGAAGUCCUCAGACACCCUCAAGCUACAGAAGAAAGCAAAGAAAGGAAGAGGAGACAUCCAGCCUCAGCUGGACAGUGCAUUACAAGAUGUGAACGACAAGUACCUACUUCUGGAAGAAACGGAGAAACAGGCCGUUAGGAAAGCCCUGAUUGAAGAACGCGGCAGGUUCUGCUCGUUCAUUUCUAUGCUGCGGCCCGUCAUUGAAGAAGAAAUAUCAAUGCUGGGAGAAAUAACCCACCUACAGACCAUAUCAGAAGAUCUGAAAAGCCUCACUAUGGAUCCUCACAAACUGCCACCAUCGAGCGAACAGGUCAUUCUAGAUUUGAAAGGUUCUGACUAUGGUUGGUCCUAUCAGACCCCUCCGUCUUCUCCCAGUACCACCAUGUCCAGGAAAUCCAGUGUCUGCAGCAGUCUGAACAGUGUUAACAGUAGUGACUCCCGGUCAAGCGGCUCACACUCUCACUCACCCAGUUCACACUAUCGCUACCGCAGCUCCAACCUGCCUCAGCAGGCUCCGAUGCGGCUCUCCAGUGUGUCCUCGCACGACUCCGGAUUCAUGUCCCAGGAUGCGUUCCAGUCCAAGUCGCCGUCCCCUAUGCCGCCAGAAGCACCGAACCAGCAGAAUUCGUCCAGCUCUGCCUCCUCAGAAGCCUCAGAAACCUGCCAGUCAGUGAGCGAGUGCAGUUCCCCCACCUCAGUCAGCUCAGGCUCCACCAUGGGGGCAUGGGCCUCCACCGAGAAGUUGUCUAAUGGGUUUUAUCACUGUAGUUUGUCAAGUGGUCCAUCCUUAGCCUCAGUUGGUGCAGGCCCCAUUCCUCAUUUCCUGUCUGUCUCCCACGCAUGGACCCGGGCUUCCUCCUCCACCCUCCUUCCAGACCACGGUCAUUAUUACUCCAUUGGGCCGGGCAUGUUUCCAUCAUCUAAGAUCCCUAGCUGGAAGGAUUGGGCUAAGCCAGGUCCUUAUGACCAGCCUAUGGUAAACACUUUGCAACGCCGCAAGGAAAAACGAGAUGCGGACCCUGCUGGGGGAGGCCAGAAUGGACCGCCUCUGCCCACAGAGGAAGGCCAAAGACCCCGGAGCAUGACGGUGUCAGCCACCCCAAGGCAAGGAGAGGAGAUGGAGGCAUGUGAAGAGCUGGCGCUAGCUCUAACCCGGGGGCUGCAGCUGGACACCCAGAGAAGCAGCCGGGACUCCUUGCAGUGCUCCAGCGGCUACAGUACUCAAACAACCACACCCUGCUGCUCAGAGGACACAAUCCCCUCGCAAGUUUCAGACUAUGAUUAUUUCUCUGUCAGCGGCGACCAAGAGACAGAGCAGCAAGACUUCGACAAGUCUUCAACUAUUCCAAGAAACAGCGACAUCAGCCAGUCUUACCGCCGUAUGUUCCAUGCCAAGCGUCCCGCUUCGACCGCUGGCCUCCCGACCACCCUGGGCCCCGUGAUUGUUACACCUGGCGUAGCAACCAUCAGACGGACCCCUUCUACCAAACCAGCCGUCAGACGGGGGACCAUAGGGGCAGGGCCCAUCCCGAUCAAGACACCCGUGAUCCCGGUCAAAACUCCAACGGUCCCAGACAUCCCCGGAGGGCUGCCCAGUGUGCCGAGCAGCGCUGAAGAAAGCCCUGAACAAAGUCCCGAGGCUGGAGCAGGCAACCAUGGGGUCGCAGGGAUGUCCUCCUCUUGGAGCGGCCAGGCGUCUAUCAACCCUCCGCCCGCGAGUCAGAAGCCGAGCACCAUAGAGGAGCAGAGACAGACGGCUGCCGAAAGCGAGGGAGAAGAAAGCGAAAGGGAGAGCCCGAGCCUCGCUGCUCCCCCCUGCCAGCCAGCCCCUCAGUCGGCAGACCAGGGCGCCGGGGAGCCCCCACAAGGUGAAGACAUGCUGAACGCCAUUCGGCGGGGCGUUAAGCUGAAGAAGACCACCACGAACGAUCGUUCGGCCCCCCGAAUUUCUUAGAUGCUGGACCACUGCCAGAGAUUUCCAACGUAACAGAGACUGAACUAUCUGAUGUCUCUAUCCAUUCCACUGUACAAUCAAGUUUUUCUAGGAUACUUAGUAACAGACAGCUGGAAAAGCUCUCUUUAAAAAUUUGGGGCUGGGG
Molecule: messenger RNA, 2549 nt
Organism: Euleptes europaea (tarantolino)
Lineage: Eukaryota; Metazoa; Chordata; Lepidosauria; Squamata; Sphaerodactylidae
Gene: MTSS1
Product: MTSS I-BAR domain containing 1
Exons: 15
Coding region: 35-2404 (789 amino acids)
Biological process (GO): positive regulation of actin filament bundle assembly; plasma membrane organization; adherens junction maintenance
Cellular component (GO): cytoplasmic side of plasma membrane; actin cytoskeleton
Molecular function (GO): actin binding; phospholipid binding
Source: RefSeq, a predicted model, not a curated record